AUGACUGUAUUUGCUAACGCAGACCCAUCCAAGGGCUACAAAGGCAUUACCUGUUUUCUAGUGGACAGAAAUCAGGAAGGAGUUACGGUGGCAAAGAAGGAGGAUAAGCUAGGAAUUCGUGCUUCAUCCACAUGUUCGGUCUUCUUUGAGAAUGUAAGGGUGCCCAAGACUGCUAUACUUGGUGAAUAUGGAAAAGGUUAUAAAUACGCUAUCGAAUGUUUGAACGCCGGUCGAAUUGGUAUUGGUGCUCAAAUGAUUGGAUUAGCACAAGGGUGUUUCGAUGCCACCAUCCCUUACCUGCAGGAACGGAAGCAAUUCGGAUCACGGUUAAUCGACUUUCAGGUACCUCAAUUCUUCAUCCUGGAAGUAACCGCCGCCGGUUGCGCCAGCAGUAACGAGUGCGAUACGCCCGCGCGGCCCUGCGUUUUGAAACGUUGUUGUGGUGUCAUUGAACGUGAUGCGAAUAAUACCCAAGGCUAUAUUGGCAAGCGUGAGGACCGGUGGGCGGGAGGGUAUGCAACAUCAAAUUUCUCAAGCAGCGGUCGAGAUCGAGGCUGCUCGAUUACUGGGGACAAUAACAUUCCAUUCGUGAAGCAAGCCGCCAUGGCGAAACUCUACUCAUCUCAGGUGGCGUGUAGUACCGCUUCAAAAUGUGUGGAAUGGCUUGGUGGAGUAGGUUUUACGAAGGAGUAUCCCGUGGAGAAAUACUACAGAGAAUGA
Molecule: messenger RNA, 720 nt
Organism: Ostertagia ostertagi
Lineage: Eukaryota; Metazoa; Nematoda; Chromadorea; Rhabditida; Trichostrongylidae
Source: the annotation of a GenBank genome assembly